Pelecanus crispus (Dalmatian pelican) is the source of this 674-nucleotide messenger RNA. The record is from RefSeq and is a predicted model, not a curated record. NCBI's taxonomy places the organism in Eukaryota, Metazoa, Chordata, Aves, Pelecaniformes, Pelecanidae.
GACAGGUAUGAGAGAGGUUGGAUUGGACUAGUGAAAGAAGGAUUUGUAAAGCUGAAGACAUGUGUUUUGGAAGGUGUGCUAGAUGUAUUGGGUUUAAGUUGCUCAUCCUUGCCGUGCUCAGCAUUGUGGCCAAUAUUUUACUUUAUUUUCCCAAUGGCGAAACAAGAUUUGCUUCAGACCAUCAUCUCGGCAAAUAUGUGGAGUGCCUUCAUGGCAUUCUAGGUGGAGGCGUUUUGGUACUCAUUCCAGCUGUAGUAUUCAUUGGGCUUCACAAUGACGACUGCUGUGGGUGCUUUGGCCAUGAGCACUGUGGGAAAAGCUGUGCGAUGUUGUCCUCGGUUCUGGCAGCCUUUGUUGGGAUCCUUGGUUCUGGAUACUGUAUAAUCAUUUCAGCACUGGGCUUGUCUCAUGGACCAUAUUGUUUUACUCGCCUAGAAAGAAGCUGGAUCUAUCCUUUCGCUGAAUCCACUGGAGGGUACUUGUUUGAGUACAGCAGGUGGUCUGAAUGUCAAGAACCUCAAAACAUUGUGCAGUGGAACGUCACCCUCUUUUCCAUCCUCCUUGUCUUGGGAGGAAUAGAGUUCAUUCUGUGCUUCAUACAGAUAAUCAAUGGCAUUCUUGGAGGACUGUGUGGGUUGUGCUGCAGUCAUGAGGAGCAGCUGAUAGACUACUGA